Molecule: messenger RNA, 3355 nt
Organism: Dermochelys coriacea (leatherback sea turtle)
Lineage: Eukaryota; Metazoa; Chordata; Testudines; Dermochelyidae
Product: zinc finger protein 260-like
Exons: 2
Coding region: 1-2052 (683 amino acids)
Biological process (GO): regulation of transcription by RNA polymerase II
Molecular function (GO): RNA polymerase II cis-regulatory region sequence-specific DNA binding; DNA-binding transcription factor activity, RNA polymerase II-specific
Source: RefSeq, a predicted model, not a curated record
AUGAAGCAGCUGCCCGGCCUACCAGAGAGAACCCAGCCACAGAAGAAUUACAUCCACGUGUUGACGGGUGUCACCAUGAAAGACCCUGCAAAGCGCAUGGCCCAGAAGACGCAUAUGUGCCUGGAGUGCGGGAAAUCCUUCAGCAAGAAGGGAAAUCUGAAGAGACACCAGAGGAUCCACACAGCAGAGGAACUCUACCCCUGCAGUGAGUGCGGGAGGCGCUUCACCACGAGGGGACACCUGACCACGCACCAGAGCAUCCACACCGGAGAGAGACCUUUCCAGUGUGACGAGUGUGGACGGUGCUUCCGGCUGGAGAUAUGCCUGGCUGCCCACCGGAAGACACACACCAAAGGUGGGCCAUAUAUCUGUGUCCACUGUGGGAAGAGCCUGAGCACACGCAUCUACUUCAGCAUCCACAUGAGAACCCACAAGGAAAAGCGGCCGUACGCCUGCACCGAGUGCGGGAAGAGCUUUGUGAAGAAGGGGACGCUGACGGCACACAAGGAGAUACACAAACGGGAUAAGCCUUUCAAGUGCUCCGACUGCAGCCGGUGCUUUGGCCAGAGUGCAACGCUGGUGGCUCACCAGAAAAUCCACCUCCGCGGUGGGCCAUUCAUAUGCACCGAGUGUGGAAAAAGCUUGAGCACCAAGAGGUAUUUUAAUGUCCACCAGAGGAACCACGCAAAGCAGAGGCUACAGGAAGCCACUGGCCAUGUAAAUGGCAUGCCUCUCCGGGUCAUCCAGAUUAAAGAGGAACCGGACGUGGCCUUCAAACAGGAGGAUAGUUUUAGCCUGGGGAAGAAUGUUACAAUACCAGGAGCUCACUCAGAGGACGGACCCCAGGAAGGUACUGACUGUGGAACCCAAUCCAGCCCAAAGAUCCUUGUUAGCACUCCAUGGGAAAUCCAGACUAAGGAGGAACCAGACACAUACCCCGAACACGAGAGAGACAUCAUUACAGUAGCGCACCAGAACUCUUACAUCAAGGAAGAGCCACAGGCCAACCCCGAUUAUGACAACCAAUUCAAUCCAAAGAUGCCUCUCUUUCCUCUAUGGGGAAUCCAGGCUACAAAGGAAGCCGGGGUGGACAACGAACACCAGAGGGAUGUCACUAUGAUUGGGAAUCUUGCGGCACGCCAGAAACCCCGCAUCAAGGAAGAACCACAGGAGAGCACUGACCAUGGAAGCAACUUCAGUCAAAAGGCAUCUCUUGGCAUCAUCCAGAGGAUCCAGAUUAAAGAGGGAGCCGGGGCGGAUGGUGAACAUGGGGAAAGCUGCAGCCCAAAGAAAAAACAUAGAAAACGCCAGAGAACCAGCAAAGAGGGAACUCCUGGUACACGUACCGAGAACCGGGCAAACACAAAAUGCAAGAAAAAUCCCUUGACGAAGAACAGUCCCAAAGUGGAAAGGAUAUUUCCGUGUCCCGAGUGUGGGAAAAACUUCAACCAGAAGUCGAAUCUUACUAGGCACCGGAAGAUCCACACCAGUGAGGGGCCUUAUAAGUGCAACGAGUGCGGGGAGAGUUUCCGGAUGAACAGGAAGCUCAUCAGGCAUCAGAGAAUCCACAUGAGUGAGCCCUUUAAAUGCACUGAGUGUGGGAAAAGCUUCACCCAGAGGUCGAACCUCGUGAGGCACCAGCGGAUCCACACCAGGGAGGAGCCAUACAAAUGUCCAGAAUGUGAGAAGACCUUCAAUCAGAAGGCCAACCUCUUCAGGCACCAGACGAUCCACAUCAGGAUGGGACCGUGCAAAUGUACCAAGUGUGGGAAAUGCUUCACUCAGAAGAAAAACCUUAUUAGACACCAGACGCUGCACUCCAGGGGCGGGGCUUAUAAAUGCACGGUGUGUGGGAAACGGUACAGGCUGAAGAAAUAUCUGAGAAGGCACCAGAAAAUUCACAUGAGGGAGGGACCCACCGGACGUGCAAAGCGGGGGGAAAAGCUGGUGGCACCAGGGAGCAUUAGCAACCACCCCCAGACCCACCCCGAACAAAAAGCACUCCCGGCUGUGAAAAGUGAGGAAAGCUUAACAUGUGAGGGCAACCUCUAGCCACAGAGCAAAGCCCACAAAGGAAGGUGAUAAGGCUGGACCAAAUUCUGCAGUCUUUAGUGGAACAAAACUCCUGCUGUAAACAAGAGGCAAGGUGGCUGGGAUUCAGGAGACCUGUGUCCAGUCUUUGGCUCUGUCACUGGUUUUCUGGGUGACCUUGGGCAAUUCAGUUUCCCUCCCCAGGCCUCAGUUUCCCCAUCUGUAAAAUGGUGUUAAGGAUACUUACUUCCUUGGUAAAGAGUGAGAUAUUAUUAUUAUUAACCAGAGAUUUGCUCCACUGAAGAAUGCGGAGUUUAGCCCAAUCAGCCCCAACUCUUAAACAGGCUGAAUGUAUCCAGGUGCAAAGCAUUGAUUUCGAUUGUACCAUUUUGCUUCUGGAAAAGAAGUGGGGAAUGUAUCUACUGAGCCUGACUCUGAGAAAUGGGCAUCGCCCACAUAGAUCUAACAUGGACAUCGCUCCCAUCGAUAGCAGGGGUCAGCUCUGGGACUGAGACUCGGGAUGAAAUGCAGCAGACAUAAAGGCCAGCGUUUUCAAACCAGGGUGGGGGGGCCGAGAUUAGGCUGCAGAAUGAAAGAUGUUUCAGGCUGGGCACCUAACAUGGAAAUACUCAAACUCAGUGGCCGCUUUUGAAAAUUUGGCUGGCAGUGAGCAAAUGCUGUUCUCCCAGUACAUCUACGCUGCAGCUGGACGUGUGCUUUCCAGCUUGGGUAGACGAACACACACUAGCUUUGAGAAAGUAGGAGUCCUCUGUCAUCUAGGAGAGCAGCCAGCAACUCCAUGGAACGCACAGUUCUCUUAAUGCCAGAGUAAACACUACCGGACAAUCCCUGCAGGUACCAGUAUCAACCAGGCCCUUCCUAGUUCCAAGACAAGGCCUGGCUGAAAGUUACUACCUGAGCGGGGACAGGUGGUCACGGGGUGGGGAAGAGUCACAGGAGUUUAUGACACACCAGCCACAUAAUGCAAUGAGAGACUAAAGCAGAGGUGGGUAAACUACAGCCCACGGCCACACCCGGCCCAUGGGACCCUCCUGCCCGCAAGAUCCUCUGCCCGGCCCCUGAGCUCCUGGCCAGGGAAGCUAGUCCCCAGCCCCUCCUCCGCUGUUCCCCCUCCUCCACAGCCUCACCUCACCACUGGCGCAAUGCUCUGGAUGGCAGGGUGAGCUCCUGGGGCAGCACAGCUGCAGAGCCCGGCCUGCCCCGGUGCUCUGUUCUGAGCAGUGGCGGCACGGCACGGCUCCAGCCGGGCGGCACAGCUGUAGCACUGCCAGCCACCGGUGCUCCAGACAGCAUGGUAAGGGGG